Molecule: messenger RNA, 1955 nt
Organism: Sinocyclocheilus rhinocerous
Lineage: Eukaryota; Metazoa; Chordata; Actinopteri; Cypriniformes; Cyprinidae
Product: calcium/calmodulin-dependent protein kinase kinase 2-like
Exons: 16
Coding region: 40-1836 (598 amino acids)
Biological process (GO): protein phosphorylation; CAMKK-AMPK signaling cascade
Molecular function (GO): protein serine/threonine kinase activity; ATP binding
Source: RefSeq, a predicted model, not a curated record
UGAUGGAGGGUCUACUGAGAGGUGUUUGGGAAGGACACUAUGUUUCCCUGUGUCUCCUCCUGGCCCUCUUCUGAUCCCACUGCCGCUCUGGGCCAUGCUCCGCCCAUUCCCCCGGUACAGCCGCCCAAUCAGCCACUGCCUGACCUGCUGCGGAGCUGUGUUGUGCUCCCUUCCUCGUCCACGCGCCUGAGCUCUUGUACCAGCGAGAUGGAGUCCAUGAUUGUGGUGACGGAGUACGAGCCCAGUGGUGGCUCAGGGCAGGAGGGCGGAGAGGAGGAGGAGGUGGAGGACAUGGACAGCUCGGAAACGCCAGAGCCGGCGUCGUCAGGUCCAGUCCCGCCCUUCCGCAUGGUCUCCUGUGAUCUGUUAUCCCACACGGUGGGCCGCCCGGAAGCGCUCUUCCCAGAACCACAGGAGCACAGAGGUAGACUGAGCCUCUCCGACAGGAAGCUGUCACUACAGGAACGCUCGCAGACGCUUUCGUCGCCCUGCGGUUCACCGGGGCUGAACGGACGCUAUAUUUACCCAUCGCUGCCCUACUCGCCAAUCACCUCCCCUCACUCGUCUCCACGCCUCCCUCGAAGACCAACCGUGGAGUCUCAUCGUGUCUCCAUCACAGACCUGCAGGACUGCGUGCAGCUCAACCAGUACAAGCUGAAAGAUGAGAUCGGAAAGGGCUCCUAUGGAGUUGUCAAGCUGGCGUACAAUGAAGACGACAACAUGUACUAUGCCAUGAAAGUGCUGUCCAAGAAACGACUGAUGAGGCAGGCUGGGUUCCCGCGCAGACCUCCUCCUCGUGGGGCAAAAUUGGCCCCUGAGGACCCCCCUCAGCCCAAAGGGCCUCUGGAGCGUGUUUACCAGGAGAUAGCCAUCCUCAAGAAGCUUGAUCACCCUAACGUGGUUAAGCUUGUGGAGGUGCUGGAUGAUCCAAGUGAGGACCAUCUGUACAUGGUUUUCGAGCUUGUCAAACGAGGAGCGGUGAUGGAGGUUCCUACUGAUAAGCCCCUGGAUGAGGACCAGGCACGCUUCUACUUCCAGGACUUGCUGAGAGGAAUUGAGUAUUUACAUUACCAGAAAAUCAUUCAUCGGGACAUCAAGCCUUCCAACCUGCUUGUGGGGGAAGAUGGCCAUGUUAAAAUUGCCGACUUUGGGGUCAGUAACCAGUUUGAGGGAGCAGACGCCCUCCUGACCAGCACAGUUGGGACGCCAGCGUUUCUCGCCCCAGAGACCCUCUCAGAGACCCGCAAGAACUUCUCUGGAAAGGCUCUGGAUGUGUGGGCAAUGGGAGUCACCUUAUACUGUUUCAUCUUUGGAGUGUGUCCGUUUAUGGAUGAGCGUAUUUUGAGCCUCCAUCAGAAGAUCAAGACCCAACCGGUGGAGCUUCCAGAGAACGCGGACAUAUCAGAUGACUUAAAAGACCUUCUGUUUAAAAUGUUGGACAAGAAUCCUGAAACCAGAAUUACCGUCCCACAAAUCAAGGUGCAACCAUGGGUGACGCGGCACGGCGCUGAGCCCCUCCCCCCUGAGGACGACAACUGCUGCAGCCUGAUAGAAGUGACAGAGGAGGAGGUGGAAAACUCUGUCAAGCACAUCCCCAGCCUGGCCACCGUGAUCUUGGUUAGGACUAUGCUGCGCAAGCGUUCUUUUGGGAACCCGUUUGAUUGGGGCCGCAGGGAAGACAGGAGUCCCGCCGCACCAGGACACACGCUAUCAAAAGGGAGAGCAGGGAGUUUGAAAUACUGCCGCAAUCUCAGUACCCCCAGGAAACAAGAGAGCGAGGAAGGCAUGCGGAGUAUGGACCUGCCCUUCGUGGGCGAGGAUGAAGUUCUUUCCUGAUAGUUGUGGGUGUUUUGCCCGGGCGAAAUGCGCAAGGAUGGGGCUGUCGUGGCUGCCGGAAGGCCAGGAUAUGGACCUGGGGCUGGGGCGUGGAUAGGAAGAUGGAAGGAAGGAAGAAA